AUGCAUGACAUUUUUCUUAAAAACAUUAAAAUUUUUUAUAAAAUUACAUUAUAUAUUUUUCACUUUUUAAAUAUGCAGAAGAUAUAUAUAACAUUCCCAUGUCAGUCUGCAAGCAUAUUCAUGUAGUAUCCUUUAAAAUUUUUCACUGUUCCAUAAAAGAACCCUUUUGGGCAGUCCUGAAAAUAUAAACCCUUUCAAGAUAUAUUUUUUCCCAAUUUAGUUUCAUUAAUCUAUUCAUAAUUUUAUUAAGGUAUUUCUUCAAAUAAUUUAAAUAUUAAUAUUUAUAUUCAACUGAAAUUUUAAUGUUUAAUAGGUUCUACAUUUAUACAUUAUGCAUAUACACAUUUACAGUAAUUAAUAAAGCAUAAAAUAACAAAAAUGGUAUAAGUAGAUAGGUAGCUUGCUUAACAACUCGGAAUUUUAAGGUGCCUUAUUGAAAAUGAAGGUUGAUCUUUAUUUACUGUAUGGUACCCCUUGGUUUCUGUUUGAAAAAUUGCCAAGUGGUAGUGGCUGUUCAUGAAAAACCCUGCUGCAUAGAAUGGGUUUUUCUGUAAGUUUUUGUCAUUAAAAAGGGUUUAUUUCUGUGAAUAUUGCCAAACAUGUUGUGAUAAAUUUAGAUUUUGGCUAUUUUCUGUAAUAGUAACCCUUUCAUAUAGAUGUGGGCUUUUGGUUCUUACCAUUCUUUUCAAUUACUGUGUUUGGUUGCACAUAGAUGGUAUGGUCUUGGAUUUUGAAAUUGCUAUUUUCUUGCUGUGGGUACCAUCAUUUGAGUAUGUCUGAGGUGGGUAAAAGGAUGAAUGUUGAUUAACAGUGGAUGAACCGAAACGACGAAAAAUUUAAUUGAAUUGCUUGCGUGGAGGAUGGAGGAGAUGAUGGUGGGAAAUGUAAAUGUAUGCAUGUGAAAAAAAGGAGCUAUCAUCUAUGAAUAUAUUGAGAAGCUUCCUGAAAACCUGAGAAUCAGAAUGAAUGAAGACAUUUAUUCUGCUCAGUAUUUGUAUAAUGCAUUGAUUGAAUAUGUGUACUUUGUUAUACUCCAUGCCCAAAACAAAAAUGGCAUAAGUUUAAGAAAUCUUGAAAAACAUGUGAAAUUUUUCAAAAGUGAGGUUUCUUCAUUUAUAGAAACAUUUCCUGGAAAUGAUUUCGUGGAAAAAUUGGGAAAUAUGUUAUGUGUAACUACAAGUAUAUUUUCUUCAUCUGAAAAUGUGCUGCAAAUAUCAGAUAAUUAUCAAAGUUUAAAGACCAUCAUAAGUGAAGAUCUAAUUAUCAGCAAAAUUGUUGAUUUAGUCCUAAGAGGGAUUUGUAAUAUUAAUGAUAUAUGCAUGAACUUAAACUUGAAUAGUGCUAUUUCCAUAGAAGAAGAACUUUUAUUCACUAUCUUAAAGAAAUUUCCUUUUUUUGAUAUCCUUCCAAAUUCUACAGUUAUGCUUGUUAAGUUUGAUGGAUUAUUAGGUUUUGAUAAUAGUACAUAUAGUACAGUGGUUAAUUAUUUUCAAAGUUUACUACAGAAUAUUUAUACAUUUACUUUUGAUGAAGUGAGAUUGCAUAGUGCAUUUUUACCUGGCUGUGGUGUUCGUAAUUUGCUUAUGGUAUUUUGCAUUCUUAAUCAUUGCAAACUUUUUAGAAUUAAAAGUGGCUUUGUGCAUAUCAAGGAAAAAUUUAAAAAGAAGCACACAGUUAAUCUUCAGAGUGAUGAACAUUUACAUUUACUAUCUAGACGAUUAAAAAAAUUAGUACCUUUAGGAUUAAUUAUUCAUGAAAUAUAUGGUUAUUUUUUACAAAAUUGGAUUGGAGAAAUUGUUCAUUUAAAACAAAGUGCGGGAUUUAUAUAUAGUAUUAUCCCAUAUCAUCAAUAUACAUUUACUAUUUAUUUUAAUAAAGCAGCAUUGAAAUAUAUUUGCGAGAUUGAUAAUUUAGAGGAUUGUGUUGGUUGUCGUGAUGUUGUGGAAUUUGAUGCUAAGUUUUAUGGUAAAGGAGAUGAUGUUAAUAUAUAUUGGAUAGCCACAAGAGUUAAAAUUAUUAAACAAGCCAUGAAGUGUACUUUUGCUGAACUUAAUAGUGACUCUGUAAUGAUAACUGAAAAUAUGUAUGCUGAGUUAUACAAAUCACAACCAGCUAUUGAAAAGUAUUAUCUGAGAAAACCUGUGCAUGAUGACAAACUAGAAGCAAAUUUGUUAUCUUUUAUCAAAGAACUGUUAAAUGAUCAGUAUAUGUUACCCAGUGUAAUAUCUACAAAGACUGAUGAAGCAUCGGAAAUUUAUAUAAACAGUAGCAAAACUGAAGGCAAAGAAAACAUAAAAAUAAAAUCAUGUCAUUCAGAACAAAUAUAUAAUUUGUCCUGUGAUGAUACUAGUCUUAAAUCAGGAAUAAAUUUGUUUUGCAACGCAGAACCAAUAAAUGAACAUUUUGCAAUGGAUAAACUUGUAGUUGACAACAGAACUGAAAAACUGUCUGCAUUUCAGAAGCAUAAUGCCAAAACUGAAAACAAACAAGUAAGAUCAUUUGAUCUAGGCCAGACUUCUCAUUUAUCUUGUGUUGAUGUUUAUGAUCACAAAGUGGAAACAAAUUCUUUUUGCAAUGGAGACUCCUUAAAUGAACAUUGUCCACCAAUUACAUCAGGAGCUGAAAACAUCAUAUCAAAUUCCUCUGAAAGUGGGUUAAAUAUGAAGGUUAAAAAUAGGGAAACUGCUCAAAUAGAAACACUUGAUGAAAAGCAAGUGUUUCAUUUAUCCUAUGAUGCUGAAACUAGUAGCAAAAUAAAAACUUCUUUUCAUACAAAUGAUAAUGAAAAACUAAAUUCUGACUUAAGCUCGGUAGAAGUAAAAGUGUCAUCUAAUAUACAUCAUGAGUAUUCUCUAGGCUGUGAUAUUAGCCCUCAGCUUUCUGAGAUACUUGAGAAAAUGAAUUGUGAUAAAGCUGAAUCAUUAGUACUAAGGGACUCUUAUGAAAAAGAAGCCAAUAUGCAUAAAUAUAAGCAAAAAUUCAUAUUAAACCUAACGAUCCAGAAUCAUACUUUUAUGUUUGGUUCAGUCUUAUUGAUAACAACUGGUAGUGGAAUAGCAACAGCUGAAUACAAAAGCAUGAAAUUUAAAGUAUUUUUCAGGUCAGAAGCUACCUAUCCCAGCAAUUCUUUAAAAAGUUUGGAAAAAGGACAAAAACUGUUGAUGUUUGUACCUUAUUUUGAAUAUGAUAAUUCAUUACAUAUUGCAACAUUAGUAUAUCCUUUAAGUCCUGCAGAGAUAACACUUAGUGAAAAAUGUGCAUCUGUAGAUGAUUUUACUGUAAAUUAUUUCAUUCCAUCAAUUAACAAAAAUGUAAACGAUGUGUACUCUUACGAACUUGUGCAUGUUUCACCUAUUUCAUACAUGCUGAAUCAUAAAGUUCUUUACGAUUGCUUCAGUUUAUAUAUUAGUUCAAAUUCUUCAUCUUUUUUUAAUGAUGAAAUAUAUGAACAUUUUCAGGUAUUAUCCACAAGGUUACAUAAGAAAAAGAUAGGUGUAUAUAAUGUGGAAUUAACUGCAUGUAUAUUUUUAAGAGUUUUCCAUGCAGUGCUUGAAGUUAAAUUGAAAAAAGUUUCUAAAUCAAAUAAAUGUCAAAACUAUAAUAAAUUAAAAUACCAUAGAGAGUGCAAUAAACAACGUCAACUUAAAACUGAAUUACCACUGUUAAAGGGAAGUGUGACUAAUAAUAAAGUUGUAAAAAGUAGUCCUAUUUUUCAAGCGAAAGAUAUUUUGGAAGACAAUACUAGUACUUUAAGUUCAUAUAAAUCUUGUGACUCCAUAAAAUCUUCUGAUACCUUUUACUCCUGUGAAUCUCUUGAAGAUGAUUGUGAAGGAAGCGUUUUGGAAAGAUAUUCAACUCAAAAAUCAGAAUUAGAUCCUGAUAUUUUUAAGAAAACUUUAUUAGCUGAAAGUGAACAUAUAGUCACAUUAAAUACAGACCUGUGGAAAGGAGAAAGCUUUUUAAAUACAGUGAACGCCAAUGAAAUUCGACACUUCUACCGAGUUGCCAGGAUCUCUAAAUUUACUAAAAGAAAAAGGGUCAAAUGCAAUAGUAAAGAAAUGUAUUUGAAUUUAAAAUAUGUGCCUAGAUUUAAGCCCUGUGCCAAAAAACAUUUUUUUCUUACUCAAGCUAAUUUCAAGAACAAGCCAGUUGUUAAAAUUCCAGCUCAAAUUUCUGUAAUAACUAAUUCAUGUUUAUAUUUAUGCACAAAUAAUGAAAACUAUAAAACUGUUCUUACCUUUCCAAGAAAGAUCAUUCCUGAGAAUAUGUUGAAGUAUUUGCAAGUGAACACAGUUGUAAAUUUAAUUAUAAUUCCCAAUGUAAUAAUUAAUUUGUCUGAAAUUAUAUCGAUGGAAAUUUGUAAUUGAAAUAAUUAUUUAUACUAGUUUAUAUGGCAUCUACUCUGCUUCAUUUAAAAAUGACUGAAUUUUGGUACCAUAGGUGUAUGUUACUUUGAGAUACCUAAAACAAUUAUAAAGUGUGAAAUGUGUUUUUGAAAUAAGUUUCUCUAUUUUUUAUUUAAAGAAAACUGCUGUAGUAUGAAAAUAUGAAAAAUUUUAAUUCCCCUCUCUAGCUGGCAAAUAUAGUUCACUCUUAUGGGGGGUGAUUAUUAAUUGUAUGUAGUUGGAACUUUUAUGUAUACAGAUAAAAUAUUUUAAAGCUGAAACAGUCAUAAAUUUUCAGAAAAAUUUUACUUUUAUAGGAAAAAAAAAUUAAUUCUACAUAGAUAGAACUAUAAAAUAUUUCAAAAUUGGAACAGUCAUAUAAAUUGUACAUAACUUAUGCAUUAUUUUAAAAGCAUUUAAGUAAGUGCUCAUUUAUUUAUCAGAAAUAAUUAAAAGUCUGUAUUUACUGUUUCUCUUAAUUUAUGCAUUAUAUCAUCCAUGGAUUUCAAAAUAUGUUAAUGUGUAAUUUAAAGUAAAAAAUCUCAUAUGAUACCUGUGUGGAAGAUAUUUUAUAUAUUCAUUCAAAGCAGUAUAAGAAAUUUUGAAUCAUUUCUGUUAGAAUUUAUAAAUUUCAUAUUUAUAAAAAAAAAAUAAUAGCCAUUAACUCAUUUUGCCAAAGUUCCAUGUAUUUUUCUAAUUAAUAUAAAUAUGUCUAAGUAUAUUUCUGCAAAUAAAUAUAUGAUCAUUUUUAUAAAUAAGGGGGAAAAAUGAAUUUAUUGAGAAUGAAUCAAUCAGGAUUUUAAGGAGCACCAUAUAAGCAUACAUGAUACAUACAGAACCUAUGAUAAAAUAUAAAGCUGAAACUAAAACUACUUGUUAUAAAUAAUAGAAAUGUCAUCAUAUAUUUGAUUUUAGUGACCAAAGUAGAAAUACAUUGAGAAAUUCAGUUUUUUUUUCGGGGGGGGGGGGUGUUAAUUCUUUAAUGUAGAUGGCAGCAUGAAGAGAAAAUUUAGUGUAAUACAGAAAUUAAAUGUUAAGUAUGUUGUAUUAUAAAAGAGGUACAAGAUAUCUGAAUGGAGUUUUUAAAAUUUUGAUUUUUAAGAAAAUGUUUUUUCUCCUUGAAUAUUUCUUUCUUACAUCAACAUUUUGAUGCAACAAUUAAUGUCAAAUAUAAUAAUCAGCAUAAUAUAUGUGUAUAUAGGGCAUGAUAUUGUUAAAUAUUUUUAUUUUGUGAUAAGCUAUUUACAAUUUUUUAAAUCAUAUUUCCAAAAAAUAUGUGAAGUGGAUUUGUUUAAAGAUAAAUAGAGUAGUACUUUUAUGUUUAAAAUUAUAUAACUAUAAAAUCUUGUUAUUUUUAUAUAAUCUUAUCAAAAUAUUUGUUUAUACAUUAUGUAUUAAUUUGAAUAAACUUACUCAUUUUUUCCUUCCCCUUAACCUGUUAUUUAUAAAAAUAUUUUCAACAGGCUUUUAAGUUUGCACUUAUUUUUAAACUUGAGUCUUUCUUAUCAAAAUGAAUUCUAGUCUUGAAACAUAUCAGGUAAAAUAUUAUGCCAAGAUAUUUAAAUACUGAAGUGUAAUUAGUGCAAUAAUAAUAUUUUUGAGUAAUGUAAGCAUUCUGAUUUUGAUAUUUGUUAUAAAGUAAAGAUAUUUGUAAUUUUUUGGUAUAAGUAUAUUUUUAUUGUUUUAAUCUCAGUAAUAAAUGUUU
Molecule: messenger RNA, 6090 nt
Organism: Stegodyphus dumicola
Lineage: Eukaryota; Metazoa; Arthropoda; Arachnida; Araneae; Eresidae
Source: RefSeq, a predicted model, not a curated record